AUUUCGCGCCGCGACGCCGAGCGGCAGGUCGCUUCAUCCGCGCCGGCGACUGGUCCAUGCGGGUUCAACGUCGUCGCGCGGGACGACGACGGCGACGAAGAACGGACGCGGAUUAACGGUGACGACGCCACGUGCGAUGACGAUCAUCCGGCAGAGUCCCGCGAGUUAAUCCCGAAACCGACUCGAUCGCCGCGAUUUGAUCGCGAUCGAACGCGCACGUCCGAACGGCCGGACGAUGCUGCGCCUGAGACAGGAGAUUCGCGGGUCGCGCGUCGCGACGCCCGUCCAGGCGGAGACUCCACGUGAGCGCGGCUGUCAUCGGGGACGCGUGCAGGUGCACCUCGGCCGCGCGAAAGUUAUCGCGGGAGUUCGCCGCCUGUGAGGACCUUAUUACCGUCGUGGAUCACCGUCGGGGAUUUACGAUCGAUGCACGCGCGUAUCUAGCUCUGGCAAUUCCGUUGAGAAUCUAUCACGAUCUUCGUGUCUCUCGCCCGGGUGGCGCUCACGAGUCCGCAGCUGAUCGGAUUCUGCGAGACGCGUCAGCCCUGAGCGGAUGAUUAAUCCCUCCAGGGUAUUAAUCGUGGUGCAGUGAGGAUUUCCGUAUCGGAACACUAAACAGGUGCGCGUAGGAAUCAGAGAUCGUUCAUACCAAAGCGUACGAACACAUGCACUGAUCUUUUGAAAGGAAACAUACGUAUCGUAUCCGAACUGUCAACAGAACGGUCACCGUUCUCCAUUCGAUUAACCGAGAACGGAGUUUCCACCGUGAAAAAUAGUGGAAACAUAGUGGAAACGCUAUAUAGUGUGUGGACACGACGCAAACGUAAUUAGGAUUAAUGAAUGUCCAUUGUGCUCGCGACAGUGAGUAUUGGUAACGUUUGACAAGCAAGGAUCGGUAGUGCAGCGAGGUGUUAAAAAUGCUGUGUCGCUGGCUCACCGUCCUAGUACUCGCUGGUUUCUUGCUGCUUAUCGAGGCGAUCGCGGUCAGCCAAGGUACGUUCACUCGCGAGCAGAGAGUCUUGAGCGGAAGUCUCGUUCAAGGGAGUCGCAACGUCAGCGGCGUACCGGCUUUCGAAACGAACGUGCCACGGAAUGUCACUACCGCGGUCGGUCAAACCGCCUUUCUUCACUGCAGAGUUCAUCAGCUGAGUGACAAGGAGGUGUCCUGGAUGCGUAAGCGGGACAUGCAUAUCCUAAGCGCCGGCAUCUCCAUGUACACGUCGGAUCUGAGGUUUCAGGUGAUUCAUCCGGACAAGUCGGAGAACUGGACGUUGCAGAUCAAAUCGCCGCAGGAGCGCGACUCCGGCGUGUACGAGUGCCAGGUCAGCACUGAGCCGAAGAUGUCGCUCAACUACAGCCUCAACGUGAUCGAAGCGCGAGCCAGGAUAAUCGGCCCGCCAGACAUCUACGUGAAGACCGGAAGUCUUUUGACGUUGACGUGUCUGAUGUCGCAAGGUCCCCAUGAUUUGGGAACGGUAGCCUGGUAUCGAGGCAAUGAUGCGGUGGUAACGUCACCGCGAUCAGAAAACGACAUCGACGCAGAACCCCGCAUUGCCGUUGAGACGGAAUGGAGUGACGCCCUCACGUCGAGAUUGAGGAUUACGCAUGCGAAGCCCAGUGACUCCGGAAACUACAGUUGCGUUCCUACCGUGGCGGAGAGAGCGAGUGUCAACGUGCACGUGAUCAAUGGUGAACAUCCGGCCGCCAUGCAACACGGAAACACGGCAGCCGGCUCGCCCAACUCGAAAACGGUCCUGAUGAUGCUCGCCUUCCUUCUGGGUCAACUGAGAUAAUGUGUGCGUGUGUGUAUACGAAGGUGUCAUCCGCGACUCGUAGAACCGAUGAUCGCAUUGCGACACAACUAUCUGAACACCCUUAACGUUAACCCUUCCAGCACAGACUGUCCUGAAUUGAAAUCUCGGUUGGUUUCAUCAUAGCGGUCGAGAACGAAGAAUUGUGAUCAUCAUGAUCGCGCGAAUAAUGUGAGAUUUUCGUCGAAACCCGAAACGAAAAUUUACGAGAUCUGAGGGUUGAUAAUUUCCAACUGUGAUCUUCAUCUGUUUGAAUUAAUCGAUUUCUGAAAAGCAAUUCUCAUUAGAAAAAAAAUAUAUAUAUAUUAUCUCUACGAUACGUAAUAAUCGCGAAUCAGCAUUAUUAUUAACAUUAUUUCUCGUUACAUUUUAUUACAUUUUAUUACAUUUUAUUAUCAUUCUUAUCAUUAUUAUCGACAUUAUCCUUUUAAUUAAUUGUUCAAAUUAUGCGUAAAGUAAUGAGAAUAUGUCGAUUGUAAACCAUGAUUUGUCCAGUUUCGUUUUAACUACUCUAACUGCUCACCGCAGUGAGAAGUUUGGAUCUAAACAGUUGAAUCUCAUUAUCAUACUUUAAUUGCGUCGUAUACGUUAUCACGGAAGUAAAUUCCGUGAUAGGAUUUAUCUCGCUCUUUUUAAUCUGUCGCGGAAACCCUCGUCCCGUUUAUCUUAAAUUUAAGCCGUGGGUUUGACCGCUAGGGUGAGAAAUACGAAGAUAAUCUCUGCGAGACAGCUCGUUCUUACGUAAUAAAGGGGUAGCUUUGUGCCUAAGGGUUAAGCGAAGUACGAGGCAGCCGCAUACACGGUGUCCCAGAACCACGGACUCUGCGACGAAUGUCUGAAUCAAUCUUUCCCGACUGCGAGAAAUUCGAAGCCAAAACUUGUCACAUACUGCUGCAAUUGCAAUAACAGCAUAUUUACAGUCGGACCGUAUGUGUAAAACGUUAAAUAGCUGCGUCAUGUUAACGAGCGGCCUGAGGCGGUUCCGCUUUGCAAGCGUUUCCCAGUAAUUGGCAUGUUGCGUAAUAUUUUCAACAUUAAUUUACGUCCGAAAUUAAUAAUUACAAACACCGUUCAAUAGUCUCCUUAAAUAACAAUCAGAUCUCAUUUAGUUAUACUAAUUGCUCCUAUUUCAUCCGAGCAUUGAUUCUUAAUUAUGUUUUACUUUGAUAUUUUCUAUCUUUUUAGUAUUUACUUGUUUUUAUUGUCUAUAACUUAAUGAUCGGGAUACGAUAAUGAAGUAAUAUCAAUCUGCAAUCACGACAUUGUUAAGUUUAAUAGUUUAAUUUAUAAUAUACACUUUCAUCAUAAAAAGUCACCAGUCAUUGGCGCGACCCAGUAAAUUAGUUACUUUCGCAGGCGACAAAUUUCUUUGCACUCUGCAUUUACACAUAUAGAUGAUAAAAUAAAAUAAGAAAUGAAAGUUUCUGCUAUUCGCGAAUACUUAAUUAGUAAAAUGCGAAACACUGACAAACAUUCGUUUCAUUUAGCUCACGGAUUAGUUUAAUGCGCGACUUAGCAUUGGUGCUACUUAUUAUUAAAGUAAUGGCAAGCGUGUGUAACAAUUCAUGCGAUCACGAGCAGAGCAGUCAGAAAAUUCUUCAUAUCCGCGAGUGACGAGUCAGUGUUAUUCAAGAAUUUUAGCAACGACGGCGUCGACGAGGAGAGUCUUAGCGUUCUUACACAGUUUGUAAUUAGCGACGGUUCUCGUGUUUCACGCACGGGAACGAUCAAACGUAACGUCGUCGCGUGUUGCUGGAAUUUACGAAUAACUGGCGCCGUGAUAUCUACAAGUUUACGGCAGCGAGAUGCAGGUGUAAGAAUUAACGACAAAUUAACGACGGGCGAUGAACAGACAGACAUAAUCGAGCGCGAGCGUCGCUGAGAAGAGGAGGGCGAGCGAGCUGAUGAAACGGACUUGCGUCCCGUGCCUCGAAUGAAUUUCGUGAGAGAGGAAAGUGUUAAGUGUAACAUAAAUGUGUCACGAGAGCAAAUUUAACCCCGUGGAGCGAUGUAAUAAAACUAAGCGUGGAUCGGUCCUAUCCCCGUGACCGCACCGCGGCGAAGGUACUUUCUACUUACGGCAUAAGUGUUAAACGAAACUUAAAGGAAACAGAGAAGACACGCGCGUACAUGCGUGUACACGUACAUACAUACACAGACACGUACACAUACACGUACCCAGGUACAGAUAAUAGUAGAGAAAUGUAUGUAAACCACGCGACUUUGCGACUCGUAUGAUUUACACCCACGGCUAACCGGAUGGAAACUGUGUUCCCCACCCACUCACCCACCCACAUCCUUUUCACGAUCUUGUUUUCACACGAUUCUCUUGCGAGAAAGCGCAUUCUUGUACAUAAUGUUUUACUCUUGUAAAUAAAAAUUACCCACGCAA
Molecule: messenger RNA, 4203 nt
Organism: Ooceraea biroi (clonal raider ant)
Lineage: Eukaryota; Metazoa; Arthropoda; Insecta; Hymenoptera; Formicidae
Gene: dpr1
Product: defective proboscis extension response 1
Biological process (GO): synapse organization
Cellular component (GO): neuron projection membrane
Source: RefSeq, a predicted model, not a curated record